AUGGCCCGCGACCCACAGCGUCUGGUGUUCGACAGGACGGCGAGGAACAGAACGAUAGGCGACAUUAGCUUACUGCGCAGUUAUUGCUGCGUGUUUAUCGGCGCCCAGGUUUCGACGGAUGCCGCGCGACUCGAUUCAAAGCGUCCAUCGGGCGCGAACCCAACAAGAGAGGCACUUGCCGGUCUCCCUUUUGGCUUCCCGCUUGCUAGGAUAUGCCUCCCUUUUGUCGUGUGUGGUCUCUCCUCGGCCGCUGCAUGUUUCUGCUCCCCCACCUUUCCCUCGACGGCCACUGGGUACAAGCAGCAGCCCAGCAUCAACAAGGCAAGGAACUGCAGGAACGAGCAGGGCCAUGGGGGGUGCGAUGGUGCACCUCCUAUCAGCAGCCCCGAAGAACCAACGGCGGCGCGCGGCGUUGCGGCGAGGUAUCCUUACGGUGCACAAAUCCUGGAGCUACCUCCGCACUCAGCCAAGGAGAGGAAAGGAGAGGGAGAGACGGGAGAGAGCCGCUUGGGGCAAGGUUUCCCAGCCUGGGACACGUUCCGUUCAUCGGUCGCAGCGCACGUUUUUGAUGUGCCGGACCCGACUCCUCUCGUCGCUCCGUAUCGAACUGGUGCCUUUUCCCAUCAAGAGUCAACGGUCCCAUCCAUCCCCAUCAUGCCCAUCCCGCAGGCCGCAGACCGCACACACCACUGGCUGCUGAGCCGCCGCUGCACAUCCCACGUCCCACGUCCGGUCUUCCCUCGCCCCCUGUCGUCCCAAGAUCCACAUUCACACGCCUCACCUCACUCCAACUCGACUCGCCUCACACCCUCGUCCCUCGCCCAUCCGCAACCCACAUGCCUCACACCUCCCGACCCUGGGGUAGUCCAUUCAAUUCCCAGCGAGGAGCCCUAG
Messenger RNA from Colletotrichum orchidophilum, 894 nucleotides. RefSeq lists its product as uncharacterized. The record is from RefSeq and is a predicted model, not a curated record. The transcript has 5 exons. The coding region runs from base 1 to 894 and encodes 297 amino acids. NCBI's taxonomy places the organism in Eukaryota, Fungi, Ascomycota, Sordariomycetes, Glomerellales, Glomerellaceae.